AUGACCCAGAUUUUUAGGUGAACUGAACUUUUGCGCGCGAUUGGAAGAGAUCUUUGCGUCUUUUUUUUGGCGAAUUCUGAAGGCGAAGCGGACGAUGACGUCGUUCUAGAAAGGGUCAGAAAACAAUUUUGUCGCUGGGUUGGGUCACAAGUCACGAAUGAUUGGAACUGGAAAUGAAAUUACGAAUGGACAUUUUUCGAUGUUGUUGUCGCUGGAGAAACAUGUGAAAGAAGUGUCGCUCCUGAAAGAGUUGUUGGAAAUUUUUUGUGAAAUUGAAAACUACAUCCGGACCCGACUUUUGUGGCCUAGUGGUCCCCGGGUUCAAUCCCCGGCGGGGUCAAACUAUUUUUGCUAACGUUAUACAUCCCUGAUAUGCGUCUACCAUGCCAUAAAACGAACGAGUUUUCAGAGAAAUCCUGUCGGUCGCCAAAGAGUUUCAACGUCGUGGAAUCGCCUCGAAACUGAUGGAAGCCACGGAAGAUGUCAAGAAACUUCGAGAAUUUGAACUCUCCGGAAUCGGCUCCGAGAUUUCAUCGCUGGCCAAUCAGUGCUUGAUGAGUCGGAGGGGCUAUCAGGUUGGUCGGGAGAACCUCAACUUUUGUAAUGGGUUUUCAAAGUUUCCCAAUUUCAGAAAGUCACCGAAACGCUUUUGUCGUCGGAAUGCGGUCCCGACGGAUCUCAACUGCUGGUCCCUGACGACGGAACCGAUCGAGUCAUCCUUGUCUACAAAGAAUUAUAA
Molecule: messenger RNA, 739 nt
Organism: Caenorhabditis sp. 36 PRJEB53466
Lineage: Eukaryota; Metazoa; Nematoda; Chromadorea; Rhabditida; Rhabditidae
Source: the annotation of a GenBank genome assembly